AUGGACGAUUUUAUUGACCUGAGCGAUGACCAAUGGGAGCGCCUCGAGCGCGGCGAGCGCAUUUCUUCCCCGAGCUGCGGCGCCGGUGAUCGCGCCGAUGAUCGCGCCGGCAAUUCCGCCGCUGAUCCCGCUGUGAAUUCCGCCGGCGAUUGCGGCCGGCCGAUGGACCCGCGAUUGGCGCUAGAGCUCGAGGAUGAGCGGGAAGACGUCGAAGCGCGUCUGCAGAAAAUACAGGAGGAGGUCGAGUCGCUGCUAGAGGAGCAGGAGCAGCUAAUUAAGCGACGCGAGGAGAUUAACUCCAGACUAGAGGCGUCGGCUGCGGCUGCAGCCUCGUGGGCUGCUGCUAAUAACGCGAAUAUUAAUAACGGAGUUGUCAGUGAGAGCAAUAAUACCAGUGAUAGGAACGAUAGUGGUGGUGGAAAAACUGAGCAAGGGGUAGCAGUGAGUGUGGGGGGGUCAAGAGGAGUAGGAGGAGCAGGAGGAGCAGGGGCAGGAGGAGGGGCGGGAGGAGGAGCAGGUGCAGCAGGGUUGGGAUCGGUGGCGAGGUGGCAAGCCCCCUUUGAGUGGGACGCUCAGGUGGCUGCGAUUGGGCGAGAUGUGUUUGGGAUCGGACGGUUCAGAUCGCAGCAGAGGGAGAUCAUCAACGCAGUGUUGUGCAAGCGAGACGUGUUUGUGAUCAUGCCAGCAGGGGGAGGCAAGAGCCUCUGCUACCAGCUGCCUGCGCUGCUCUCUCCAGGCAUCUCCCUUGUCGUCAGCCCUCUGCUGUCGCUCAUCCACGACCAGCAUACACUGCUUUCAUUACGUACUGUGAAUGCGUGCAGUGUGGUUUCCUCUGCUACCAGCUGCCAGCGCUGCUCUCGCCAGGCAUCUCCCUGGUCGUCAGCCCGCUGCUCUCUCUCAUUCACGACCAGCGCUGCUCUCCCAGGGAUCUCCCUCGUCGUCAGCCCGCUGCUCUCACUUAUUCACGACCAGCUGCCUGCGCUGCUCUCUCCAGGCAUCUCCCUGGUCGUCAGCCCUCUGCUGUCGCUCAUCCACGAUCAGCUAUCUGCGCUGCUCUCUCCAGGCAUCUCCCUUGCUGUCAGCCUGCUGCUCUCGCUCGUCCACAACCAGGCGACUGCCAACGCUACUUUUCUCUCUCCAGGCAUCUCCCUUGUGGUCAGCCCUCUGCUAUCGCUAAUCCACGACCAGCUGCCAGCGCUGCUCUCCCCAGGCAUCUCCCUGGUCGUCAGCCCACUUUUGUCGCUCAUUCACGACCAGCUGCCUGCGCUGCUCUCCCCAGGCAUCUCCCUGGUCGUCAGCCCACUUUUGUCGCUCAUUCACGACCAGCUGCCUGCGCUGCUCUCCCCAGGCAUCUCCCUGGUCGUCAGCCCACUUUUGUCGCUCAUUCACGACCAGCUGCCUGCGCUGCUCUCCCCAGGCAUCUCCCUGGUCGUCAGCCCACUUUUGUCGCUCAUUCACGACCAGCUGCCUGCGCUGCUCUCCCCAGGCAUCUCCCUGGUCGUCAGCCCGCUGCUGGCUCUCAUCCACGACCAGGUCAUGUGCCUGUCAGGCUUUGGCGUGCCAGCGGCCAUGCUCACAUCUACAACGAGGCGCAUUGCUGCAGCCAGUGGGGCCAUGAUUUCCGCCCUGACUACGCUCAUCUCUCAAAGGGCAGCAGUAGGCAAGGUCGCCCCCGCCCCACUAUGCUCAUCUGUCAGUUCUGAAAAAGCAGUCCCCUGCCCCGACUAUGCUCAUCUGUCUGUGCUCAAGAAGCAGUUCCCCAAGACGCCCAUGCUCGCUCUCACAGUGAGUGCUGUUCUCAUUGUGGUGCUGCCCUCACAGCAUUACUAUGACUGCGCUCAUCUGUCAGUGCUCAAGAAGCAGUUUCCCAAGACGCCCAUGCUGGCUCUCACAGCAACAGCGACAGAGCGUGUGAGGGACGACGUGAGGGACAUGCUUCAAAUGCGCCGCUGCGAGCUGUUUGUCUCCUCUGUCAACCGGCCCAAUCUCUUCUACGAGGUGCGGGAGAAGCCGCCUGGUGCUGCACCUGCUGUGGAGUCUAUUGCACACUUCAUCUUGGAGCACUACGCUCCCUCGGACUCAGGCAUCGUCUACUGCUUCUCAAGGAAGGAGUGCGAGCAGGUGGCAUCGGAGCUGUCACUGCGGGGCAUCCCAGCAGCGCACUACCAUGCCGACAUGGACCCAUCCCAUCGCACCCACGUGCAUGUCAGCUGGAGCAGGGGAGAAGUGCAAGUCAUUGUGGGCACUGUGAGUGACCGGGUUGGGAGGGGUGGGGGAAAAGGGGGGAAGGGGGGUAUAGUUGGUUCGGUUUGUCAUACACCAUACUCUCAGCAAGUCUAUAGAGACGUAUUACCAGGAGAGUGGGCGAGCGGGCAGGGAUGGGCUGCCGGCUCGCUGCAUUCUCUUCUUCCGAUGCGCCGACCUGCCCCGACAGGCAAGGAUGGGCUGCCGGCGCGCUGCAUUGUCUUCUUCCGAUCCGCAGACCUGCCCAGACAGGUGAGUAAGUUGACAAGGGUGGGAGGCGGGGAGUAG
Closterium sp. NIES-65 is the source of this 2532-nucleotide messenger RNA. Lineage: Eukaryota; Viridiplantae; Streptophyta; Zygnematophyceae; Desmidiales; Closteriaceae. The record is from the annotation of a GenBank genome assembly.